Molecule: messenger RNA, 819 nt
Organism: Trichoderma breve
Lineage: Eukaryota; Fungi; Ascomycota; Sordariomycetes; Hypocreales; Hypocreaceae
Exons: 2
Coding region: 1-819 (272 amino acids)
Source: RefSeq, a predicted model, not a curated record
AUGUCGGCUGGCUUGAUCCCAACUAAUCCGGCAGACCUCAUGGUCAUCCGCAAUGUCACUCCCAACGUCACCACUUUCUCUGUGCCCUUUUCACGAUUUGGCAAGCUCAGCAUUGGCGGCCGUGGGACACUUGUGAGACUCACAUCUGGCGCACUCGCUGUUUUCUCUCCCGUUGCCCUCACAGAAGCAACCAAGACCAGAGUCGCAGAGCAAGGAGGCCGCGUAGGAUACAUCGUCGCCCUCGACUUUGAGCAUCACAUCUUCAUCUCUGAAUGGGCUAAGCAAUACCCUGACGCCAAAAUUAUCGGUCCAGAGGGCCUUCCCGAGAAGCGCGCGACGCAAACCAAGGACCCUAAGAUCGAUGACGACAAAUUCUCCGUUGUCUUUACCAAGAAUGGCAAGCGUGAUAUCAAAAUCAGCGACGAGUUUGACGCCGAUUUCGACUACGAGUAUGUUGAUGGCCACGCCAACAAGGAACUCGUCUUCAACUACAGGCCAGACAAGACCCUUAUCGAGGCUGAUCUCCUGUUCAAUCUGCCUGCUACCGAGCAGUACAGCAAGGUGCCUGCAUCUCAGAGACCAAGCGGCUUCCUCAACAAGCUGUUCCAGGGCGUGCAACACACCUACGGAGAUGCUACAUGGCCCAAGCGAAUUAUCUGGCAUGGCGCCAAGGAUCGCAAUAGCAUGAACGACAGCCUAAGAGUCAUCAACAAGUGGGAUUUUACAACGAUCAUUCCUUGCCAUGGAGAUGUCCUUGAGGGUAAUGGAAAGGAGAUAUUCCAAAAGAUGUUUCAGUGGAAUUUGGAGGGGAAGAAAUAA